Messenger RNA from Hemicordylus capensis (graceful crag lizard), 3969 nucleotides. It is a transcript of the gene FBXO45, whose product is annotated as F-box protein 45. Gene Ontology annotation, biological process: proteasome-mediated ubiquitin-dependent protein catabolic process; synapse assembly involved in innervation. Lineage: Eukaryota; Metazoa; Chordata; Lepidosauria; Squamata; Cordylidae. The transcript is spliced from 3 exons. Gene Ontology annotation, cellular component: synapse; SCF ubiquitin ligase complex. The record is from RefSeq and is a predicted model, not a curated record. The coding region runs from base 156 to 959 and encodes 267 amino acids. Gene Ontology annotation, molecular function: protein binding.
UCUCCCUAGCUGACGGCGCGAGCCGGGCUGGUUCGUUGGUUGGCUGGUGGGCUCACGGCCUCGCGCCGCCUUUCGCCUGGGCCGGGGCGGUUGGUUUGGAAGGUGUGUGUGUGUGUGCGCGCGCACAACGCAAGGGUCGGUGGUCGCCUGAGGCGAUGGCGGCGGCCGGCGGCGGAGUGCCGAGCUCGGCAGCCGGGUCGGGGGACUGGCGGCUACCCGGGCGGGUGCUGGAAUUCGUUUUCUCCUACCUCGAGCUGCGCGAGCUGCGGAGCUGCGCGCUGGUGUGCAAGCUCUGGUACCGCGUCCUGCACGGCGACGAGAACAGCGAGGUGUGGCGCAGCCUGGCCGCCCGAAGCCUCGCCGAGGAGGCGCUGCGCACCGACAUCCUCUGCAACGUGCCCACCUACAAGGGCAAGGUACGUGCCUUUCAGCAUGCUUUCAGCACCAAUGAUUGCUCUAGGAAUGUCUACAUUAAGAAAAAUGGAUUUACUUUGCAUCGGAAUCCCAUUGCUCAGAGUACUGAUGGAGCAAGGACCAAGAUAGGCUUCAGUGAAGGUCGUCAUGCCUGGGAAGUUUGGUGGGAAGGUCCUCUUGGCACAGUAGCUGUGAUUGGAAUUGCUACAAAACGAGCUCCCAUGCAGUGUCAGGGCUAUGUGGCACUCCUGGGCAGCGAUGACCAGAGCUGGGGCUGGAAUUUGGUGGACAAUAAUUUGUUACAUAAUGGAGAAGUCAAUGGUAGCUUUCCCCAAUGCAACAAUGCCCCAAAGUAUCAAAUAGGUGAGAGAAUUCGUGUCAUUCUGGACAUGGAAGACAAGACAUUAGCUUUUGAGCGAGGCUAUGAAUUUCUAGGAGUUGCAUUCCGAGGACUGCCAAAGACAUGUCUGUAUCCAGCAGUGUCUGCUGUGUAUGGCAACACUGAGGUGACGUUAGUUUAUCUGGGGAAACCUUUAGAUGGAUGACAUUUGGGUUUUAUUUUGUUUUUUACUGGACAUGAAGAUCAAGUUAACAAUAUGGAGAAACGUGCAUGUUGGUUAAUAGGAAAGCAUGAGCAAAAUGUGUGGAUGUGCAUCCAAAGAACAUCCAGGAAAACCAAGACUGCGAUUUGGAAUUCCAGCUGUGCUGCAGGGAUUGCAUUAUGUUUUCCUUUUUCUGCGGGACCAGAAAAAUCCUCAGGGGAUUGCAGUUGGUUAAAUGGGCAGUUAACUACAUGCAUGUUGCAUAAGAUUUUAUUGCAAAAGUGGCAAUGUGGAAUCCUGUACAUAUACAAGGACAUGUUUAAUAGAAGUGAUUGAGAAAGUUAUCUGAGACUUGUAAGUAGUGUGUUUGUGAAAAGAUUCCCUUUUUAAAAACUGCUUGUUUCCUUCCCAUCUUUCAGCCAGUGUAUUUACCAAAGGUAGCCAAACUGGUUGGUUUGUAUUUAACAGAUUUUAAAUGUACUGAGAAGCAUGGUCUCUGGACUGCACUUCUCCAGAGCUAAACAUCGUGCAGCUACAUUGAAGUGUAUUUUAAAGACUGUACAUACAGAACACUUAAAAAAAUGGAACAAAACAAAAGGUUGCUUUUGAGAUGUAGUUUUUUUAAAUGGAAAAACCACUACAUGUCUAUUGUCAGCUUCUGUCCAGGAGAUGGACAACAUGUAUACAAGUGCACUUCUUAUGUUUUGAUGUAAAGCAUCUCUUGUGGCAAAAACAGCUAUGUGUGCUUAAUGUUAAAUGGCUGAGAUUAAGUUGCUAGAACAGUGAGUGUAUGUGGAGGCAAGACCAUUUCUAAUAUGGGUCUCUUUUGCUUAAAAUUUAAUUGCAUUUGGCAAGUGACAAUGAGCCUUUAAUUUACCAUCUAAAAUAAAUGACUUAAAAUUAAACUUGCAAGCUAUGGGCACUGUCCACCAAAUAUUGUUGCUUUUAACCUUCCACUGGUUUUAAUCAGAAUCAUAUGGUAGGUAUACAGAAGCAGUGCUUGGUGGACUGUGACUUUUUAUGGGUCUGCGCAUUACUUGCAACCUUUCAUUUUUAUCUCUAAGCAAAACCUGCUACUUUCCUUUUGAUACGGACAUCAGACUUCAGUUAGCCUCACAUAAUAAACUUAAUUACGUUGGAAAUUUUGACUUCAAAGUACUAUCCAAAUAUUUACUGCUUUUAAAAAUGCCUAGAAAAAAUAUUUUAAAAGAUUAACAUUUAAUUUAUAUAAAUUGAACUUUAAAUAGGAAUCAGAUGUCUGGUCUUCAUGAUUCAUGAAUGAGUUCUGUCUUUGGGCUGUGUUAAAUCUUGCUAUGGACGCUGAGAAGGCUUUCUGCAAAGGAAGGGCAAAAGAAUUUGUGGAUAAUAGACCAACUGUAUUUCCUAAAAAUCAUUUUCUACCAUAGUGUUCUAGAACUCUGCCAGUCUGUUGGUGCAAAAUUCAUUUGCAUCUUGCACAGUUUGUAUGUCUUAAUCCUGCAAGUUUGCAAGCCAGCUUUGGUACUAAAAUGUUAUUUUGUUGUACUUUAUAGAACUAUUUAUUUAAGGGUAAGUGAUAAAACACUUUCUGCACAAUCCUAUGCAUGUUUCCUCUGGUGUAAGUUCUGCUAUGUUCAAUGGGGCUUACUCACAAGUAAGUGUGCAUAGGAUUGCAGCCUUUGGGAUGAAGGGAGAUAUUGUUUACACUCUUUACUACAAAAUCUGCAUUAUGCAGUCCUGUAGGCAUCUUAGAGUUCCCUAGGUGUGAAAAAAAGAUCAAUUUCUCUUUUUUAAAAUAUUAUUUGUAUUCUUGUUGAAGCCAGGGAAGUGGUACAUACAGUUGGAUUGAGUUCUGCGGGUGCUGGUAAACUGCUAGGAUUGUAUAGUUUGGUAAUAGGCUUUUAGACAAUAGGUAGAAAGUACAUAGUUACUGCAUGAAAGGAUUAAAACAGUACUACUUAACCCAGUAUCUUUCAAUAGUGCUACUGACCCUCAAAAGCAGCUACAGGGGUCAUGGGGUAAUCUUCCCAGCAAUUAGCCCUGUUGCUUAGUCUUCUUAUCAUCUGUCUCACCAUUAACACAUAUAGUUUUAAUUUUGUUUCCAAAGCCCUGCUGCUGUCUCCUUGUGAUAGCUGCAGUCAUGUUUGAUGCUCGAUCUUGGACUGCAAAUUGUUUAUCUGCCAGUGCUCUGUGGUUAAUGGCAUGGGAUGUUGGUGAUGGCAUCAGGUAUUAGCCAGAAAGGAACCGCUAUCACAGGCUGCUGAAAAGGUUGGGGAGAAUAAAUGGAUUUAGAAGAGAGAGGAAUGACUCUAUGCUGAGAGAGUCCCACGUGGACAUGCUCUCAGUGUUUCAGGCUUGGCUCUUUCUACACGUUCACGUCUGCUCACCUCUACACUCAGAUAUCACAAAAUUGCAUUGGGGGGCUGCAUGUGUGAAUCAGUGUGUUGUUUUUAAACUUCUCUGUGUAAUAAAUCACUUGACAGAACAGGUUCAUUACUGGUCUGUUUCUAAAACAAAUGCAAGCCUAAGCAAAUGAAUGUCUUUUAGCACAAGGUACUUGGAAUAACUGAAUGAAAUUGGGGGUGGGUGGGGGGUGUGACUUUAAAAAAAAAGUCUGUUAAACAUUGACUGUAUACUAUACUAUACAACAUAUCACUACAGCAAGAUCCCUAUGGCAUGAGCUAAAAUAAAAGGAAUAAGCUUUAGUUAGAUUAAUAUAUAUCCCUGUGCAGUCUUGGAUAUAUUAUCCUCUGCACUUAUUUAUGGACUCCUAAGUAGAGAAAGCUGAUCCUAAGAGCUGUGCCAGGGUAUUUUAUUUGUUAGAUUUCAUUUCCAUUUUUACAGGAUACUUUGCCUUCUUUCCCCAUACAUUUUAGUGGCUUAGUAUUCAGGGUGGUGUUUUUUUUGCCAAUUAGUCCAUAAUUCCUUAGGGCACAAUGGACAAAUGUGUAUAUAUAAACCUCUUAUAACUUAUUACCUGAAGACCAACUGCAAGCUGUAUAAAAUACGGAAAUAAAUUGUUAAAACAAAAAUA